UAAACAACACCUGGGGGGACAGUAGCUCAGCUUAGUCCGUGGGGAUUUGGGUUGGAAACUGGAGGAUGGGCGGUCCGAGUAAAGCACCAGCUUAUGGACUGUAUGUAUAGACUGGUAGUUGGAGAGUGGCCAGUUUACCUCUUGGGCACUUGAGCAAGGUCCUUUACCCCUAACUGCUCUGGGCGUCUGACUACGUAGCAGCCCCUUCCACUGACAUCUUGCCAUACAUUAAUGCAUGUGUAUAGGUCCUGUUUGUGCAUGUGUGUGUGUUUUGGACCUGUGUGUGUAUAAUAACAAUUAUAAAAAAGAGUGAAAAUCUAGUGGAAAAAGUUAUUUUUCCCUAGAGGGAUUAGUAAAGUAUGUCUUCUUGUUCUGAAUUGAAAUAUAUUGUGUACUGCCAAUAUUAGUAUGUAUAGUAUAUCAGUGAACUUCUCUGUCACAUUUGGAGCUGGAUAUUCACCUUUCAUAAACAUUCAGUUCUAUACAGAUUCCCAUUGAGCCUUAGAUUAAAAAUUUCACACUGAGAUGAAUCUUCUGUUGUGCUGCUCAGGUUGGCCCUCUUGUGGUACCACACAGUAGUGCUGCCUUUCUUUGCUCUGGAUGGCUCUGAUACACAUGAGGGGCUGCUGGAGGCCAAAGCUAUUCUGCAGAGAAAGUCGGUGGUUUACCCCAACUCAUCCCUCUUCAUGUUCUUUAAAGGACGGGUUCAGAGGCUAGAGUGCCAUAUCAACAGUGCUUUGGCCUGUUUCCAUGAUGCAUUAGAGCUUGCAUCAGACCAAAGAGAGAUUCAGCAUGUGUGUCUCUAUGAGAUUGGUUGGUGCAGCAUGAUAGAGAUGAAUUUUGAAGAUGCAUUCAGGUCGUUUGAAAGGCUGAAGAAUGAGUCGCGUUGGUCGCAGUGUUACUAUGCCUACUUGACCGGAGUGUGUCAGGGUGCUUCUGGUGACCUGGAUGGAGCAAGUGGCGUUUUCAAAGACGUGCAGAAGCUGUUCAAGAGAAAAAACAACCAGAUAGAGCAGUUUGCUGUCAAAAGGGCUGAGAGAUUGAGAAAGACUUCCCCGACCAGAGAGCUGUGCAUCCUCGGUGUAAUUGAAGUGCUCUAUCUGUGGAAAGCGCUUCAAAACUGUUCUUCUUCUAAACUGCAGAUAAUGAAUCAGGUGUUACAGAGUUUAGAUGAAGCUUCGUGCAGAGGCCUGAAACACCUCCUUCUUGGUGCCAUUCACAAAUGUCAUGGAAAUAUGAGAGAUGCUGUGCAGGUGAUCCAGGCAUUCCAGCUGGCUGCUAGAGAUGAGUACGGACGACAGAUCAACUCAUAUGUACAGCCAUAUGCUGUCUAUGAGCUUGGAUGUAUACUCCUUGCAAAACCGGAGACGGUGGGAAAGGGGAGGUCAUUGCUACUUCAAGCUAAGGAGGAUUUUACAGGCUACGACUUUGAGAACAGACUUCAUGUCCGCAUCCAUUCAGCCCUUGCUUCUUUGAAGGAAGUAGUGCCUCAGUGACUCCAGGAAAGGAACCUACAAUACGCCAAGCCUUUCAAAAUAACUGUAUGACAUCCCAGUGAACAGAGUCCUGUGUUUUUCAUUCUUAAAGGAGAUACACUUGUUUGUGUUCUUACCCAUUCAUUGACAUGAAUUGUCAUUUCUGUGCAUUUUGUACAGAGAUACUGUAUAUAUGGGUAUGUUUUCAUACUUUCAUAGCACAAAGUAUAUGGGAAUGGCUACCAAGUUGCUAUGGCUAGCAAGUUAAAAAAAAUAUAUGUCUAAAAACUAAAAAGCUAUGAUAAUUUUGUUAGCCAGCAAGGUAGUGAAUACAUACACCAGGCAAGCCGCCUAUGGGACAGGAAUGUUGAGGGGCAGAGCAGUUUUUGGUGAAAGAAAAAGCUCCAACUUCUUGUAAAACCACAUUUCUGUUUGAUGACAUGUUCAUAAACAGUAUGCCCUGUAUAAAUAAGAUAUAUUUGGACUUGUUGGAAGGUAGCCUACAUUUUUCCAAUUUGACAGACCUAAGCUAACUUGUUAGCUGUUUCCCCUCGCUUCCUGUCCUAGCGCUAAGCUACACUAAACACUCCCCUGGUCUAUUUCUGAACAAGAUUCACAGAGAUGAAAUUGAUAUCAAUCCUUGACUCUGGGCAAAACAACAAGCAAGCUUAUUUCCCCAAAUAUGUAAAUGUUCCUUUAAGUGGUUUUUCACACCAAAAUGUAUUAGCUAACUAGUAACAUUUUCCCCAUUAACUUGUAACUUGUGUAUCUGGAGGAUUUCAAUCAUGCCUCCUCCUCCCUUCGGUGAGAAAUUCAGCACAUAAAAGUAACUUCAUAGAGAUCAUUUUUCCCUUAAUAGAAACUUUACAAUGAGUAAUAUAAAACACAGGUAAUAGUAUGUUUUUUUAAAACUUCAUUUAAAAACAUGCUCGGCAUUUCAGCAUCUUACUUCAAUAAUAAAAUAGAAUUAAUAAUUCUUUGCCAUGUCAUAUAUCAUGAAAAGGAUAAGGGAAAGAUUACUAAAAUCUAAUAUUUGAUUUUCUAUAUUCUGAGAAAGGACUCCAUGGGUUGUUAAUUUUCCCGCAGUUAUUUCAAAAGUAGUGCUUUUCCUAAUUAAAAUUUCAAUAUCUGCUUGUCAAGUUGCAAAUGAACAUUGAGUCAUAUCACAAAGGGAAAUAAAUAAAAUGACAAACUUGUAGUCUAAUUAGUUACCAUGGGAAUAGUUAAAUAGCGCCAAAAUUUUCACUGAUCAUCUAAAAUCACACAUAAUAACAACUCAGUUGCUGUGAAUUAGUUAUUCACAUUCAAGUAGUAGUAGUUAAACAUUUAUACGAACUGAGAAAUCACCACACACACGCCCUAACGACGUUUUUAUGUGGAAACACUGGGCAUUGAUCCUGUGCACUAUGCAUGGUAUGGCAGGGUAACAGUGGCUCUAAGACUGUAUUGAAGUCAGAUGUACAGUACCUGUGUGUCCAUCCCUGCAGAUACAUUAAGGUAAUAAAAUACAGUACACUUGGUACUGUAAUGUUACCAUUGAAAGGUGCUGCUAAAUGUCAGCCUAAUAAACAUAUAUUUCUAGUGACUUAUUUUAAUAGUGUAUUAGUGAUAAAUGCUUUUGAAUUAGUCCAUAAUAGUGACAAGUUUCUUCAUUUCAUAGCAAAAGUGUCAUUUACAGAAUGCUAUUUGAGUCUUGAACCUACAAAUCCAGGCUGAUGCAAAGGUGUGAUCUUGAAUUGGACAAAGAAUAUUAUUUCUGUGAUAAGAGUGAUUUUAACAAACUUUCUCAACACAGUUUCACACUGUACAUAUUAAUUAUUCUGUGCAGGUUAUUGUGUUUUAUUAACUAAGUUCUUGUCAUGCGAGCAAUAUAAGUAAAAGGAGGGCAUCUUACAGUAAUUUACAAAUAACUGUGUUUUCAUCCCAUGUUCAAGGUUGUGGGCAUACAGAUGUUUUGCGCUCAUUAAGCUGGUCAGACAAAGUCAGUCAUCCCCUGUGGCUGUGAUGGAUGUAAACUGUGGUAGAUGUUGAGGUGACCACUGUGCAAGUGGUCUGUGCGGUGCAAGUAAUGUAAUGGUGAAAUGUCAGUAACCUACGUGCUGUACCGAAUACUUCUGUCACUGAAUGAAUUUUUCCUUUUGUCAUGAAAUUUUGGUGAAAUUGAGAUCAGGAUGAUAGUGUUCCAAUCUGUCACUGAACUCUACAAUAAACUGUUCUCUAAUAAUCUA
Micropterus dolomieu (smallmouth bass) is the source of this 3703-nucleotide messenger RNA. Its product is annotated as tetratricopeptide repeat protein 39C-like. The record is from RefSeq and is a predicted model, not a curated record. Gene Ontology annotation, biological process: otolith morphogenesis; cilium assembly. Lineage: Eukaryota; Metazoa; Chordata; Actinopteri; Centrarchiformes; Centrarchidae. Gene Ontology annotation, molecular function: protein binding. The coding region runs from base 687 to 1496 and encodes 269 amino acids. The transcript has 9 exons.